Molecule: messenger RNA, 776 nt
Organism: Drosophila montana
Lineage: Eukaryota; Metazoa; Arthropoda; Insecta; Diptera; Drosophilidae
Product: adenosine 5'-monophosphoramidase HINT3
Exons: 3
Coding region: 25-582 (185 amino acids)
Molecular function (GO): catalytic activity
Source: RefSeq, a predicted model, not a curated record
UUUAUUUUUGUUUAUUGGUCGAAAAUGUGUAACAAAAAAUCCGAUUCGUGGUUUAGAAAGUAUUUUAAAAAAAGAUUUAUUUUUUUCCCAUUGGCUUUUUUAACCUUGUGCCUUUUUAUAAAAUACUCGUUAAAAACUGAAAACGAUCACAAUGAUUCGUCUAUAUCUGAAUGCCUAUUUUGUGGCAUUGCCAACGGUAGAAUAACACCUCCAAAGCUAGAAUUUGAAAACGAUGAAUAUGUGAUAUUUAAGGAUAAAAAACCUGCUGCUACGUAUCAUUAUUUGGCCAUUCCCAAACAACAUUAUGACAGCCUCAAGGUGCUAAAUAAAUCCCACGUGGGCCUAGUUGAGCGCAUGCAGAAUGGUAUGCUCCAGUUUCUUGCAUCAAAAGAUGUAGAUAUAUCAAAGGCAGUGAUCGGUUUUCAUAUUCCACCGUUUAUUUCGCAAAAGCAUUUGCAUCUACAUGGGAUCUCACCUGUUACGGAAAUAGGCUUUUUCGAUCGGAUGAGUUUUAUGAUCCCGUCAUUUUGGUUUAAAUCGGCCAAUAACGCGAUUGAAUCUUUACAACGCGCUGAACUAUGAUGGAGAUGACUCGAGUUCUUUUUUCGUACCUAUCCGAUCACCUGAAAAUAUCUAUUCGAGUUGAGUAUGUUUAUUAAUAUGAUGAUUACACAAUAACCAUUUAAACAUGGUAUACAGCCAAGAGUAUUAAUCAAUACUCUUAUAAAUAGUGAAAUUUUUAAAGUUAAUAAAAAGAAGCUUUUUUUAUUUAAAAA